GCUACUACGUAUAAAACGAGAGAAUCCUGAUUCUAAGCGUCUCACUUAGAUGUUGUUCUGAACAUCUUUCGAGUCCUCAGCCCACCUACCAACGAUAAUGAAGUGGACUAGAAUCUUUGGCAUUGUUGGCUUAGUCCAGGUUGCCGCAGCAUGUCUGCUUCCGGAGGAACGACAAGGAGGCGUCGCCCGAGCCCGAAAGGUCGAUCGUCGCCAGAGCUACGGCAAGGCGAUUGGCACGGGUGAUAGAUUCAGUGCCGGUAGUCUUUUCCCACGAGGGAUCGGAAGUGGCAACGCGACGAGCAUGACCACCAUCCUCAACGUGAAAGAAGUCAUCUCAGGGCUGAACGGUCUUGCCAAGGAGUAUGGCAUCGAGACUUUCACUACUCCUUACAAGACAUACGGUGGUGCCACACUCUCGGGCGGAAAGGUCGGCGGCCAAGGAACUUGUAACACCACGUAUCGUGUGUUUCUGAAUGGCGCUAUCCAUGCUCGUGAGCGCGGAUCUUCAGACAACGUACUCUACUUUAUAUCCGACCUCUUAUACGCGAAAAAGUACGGCAAAGGUCUGACAUACGGAAGCAAGUCGUAUACCAACGCCAACGUUCUCACAGCGCUAGGCACAGGCAUCGUCUUCUUGCCGUUGAGCAACCCAGAUGGAGUAGCCUACGACCAAUCUUCCAACAGCUGCUGGCGCAAGAACCGCAAUCCCGCCUCUUCAACCGGCAGUGCAGAUUCAAUUGGAGUAGAUCUCAACCGGAAUUUCGAUUUCGCAUGGGCUCCGUCACACUGGGCUACAAGCGAAAGAGAAGAGGUAGCAUCCAGCAGCCCGUCAUCGGAGGUCUACCGCGGCACGUCGGCAUUCUCCGAGCCGGAAACGAAAAGUAUCAAGUGGGUGAUGGACACGUUCAGCAAGGUGCGGUGGUUUAUUGACCUGCAUUCGUACACUGGCGAUGUUUUGUACAGUUGGGGAAGUGAUACGGACCAGAGUACCGACCCAACCAAAAAUUUCAGGAAUACAACCUACGAUAGUAUCCGUGGGAUCACUAGCGACUCUCCAACCACCAAAUACGGCGAGUACAUCUCGGCUACCGAGCUGAGCACUGCAAAGAGCGUCGGCACCUCCGUUGGAAAGGCCAUGAGCGCCGCUGCGAGCCGCUCCUACACGGUGAAGCAGUCCGCAUACCUGUAUCCUACGUCUGGGGCCAGCGAUGACUAUGCGUUUUCACGACACUACGCCGACUCGAGUCUCAACUUGAUCUAUGCUUACACUGUUGAGUUUGGCUUUGGGAGCACUGUGAGCUCGUGCCCGUUCUAUCCUACAGACUCUGACUACACCAAGAAUCUGCAAGAGACGAAUGCUGGGUUUAUGGAAUUCCUGCUCGCAGCAGCAGCAGCUGGUCUCGGUGAUCCUCAGACAUGUUAAAGCAACGGACUUGAAUUGAACGUUCCGGUUUAGAUUCUACUUCACUCAGUGCUAUGGCUAGCUUUUGGAUCCCAGAAACUGCUGCAUUACGGUAUAUAUCCAACAUUGUUCUAAGUAACAAAGCGUAUGAGACCGAGGGCGG
Molecule: messenger RNA, 1565 nt
Organism: Truncatella angustata
Lineage: Eukaryota; Fungi; Ascomycota; Sordariomycetes; Amphisphaeriales; Sporocadaceae
Exons: 2
Coding region: 98-1423 (441 amino acids)
Biological process (GO): proteolysis
Molecular function (GO): metallocarboxypeptidase activity; zinc ion binding
Source: RefSeq, a predicted model, not a curated record